Molecule: messenger RNA, 3420 nt
Organism: Ruditapes philippinarum (Manila clam)
Lineage: Eukaryota; Metazoa; Mollusca; Bivalvia; Venerida; Veneridae
Product: prestin-like
Exons: 20
Coding region: 264-2702 (812 amino acids)
Biological process (GO): transmembrane transport
Cellular component (GO): membrane
Molecular function (GO): bicarbonate transmembrane transporter activity; oxalate transmembrane transporter activity; chloride transmembrane transporter activity
Source: RefSeq, a predicted model, not a curated record
ACUCUAAAAAUAAAGGUCGACUGUUUACAUUUAUUCACGUUUGCAUUAUAGAUUUGAUUUAAAAAAUGACUUGCAAUAUUUUCCGAAUUAAAGUAGAGAGCACUUGAGUAACACAUUUAUCCGCUUUUUAAUGAAGAUUGUAUGUAAGACAACAAACAUGUAGAUUUGAUGCAUCUUAGUCAUGGAAGAAAUUGGACUUGAACAAAUGAAAAAGUCUGCUAUUGAAGAUAUUUUGAAAAAGUUGAGCCAGGUUAAAGGCAAACAUGAUUGAAGGUCAAGCAGAAGAUGAAAUUAACAAGUUGUUAACGAAGCCAGAGGCUAAUGGUCAUCCGAAGGUUCUUGUCGAGCGUAAUCUAUUCUCACAGAAACAGUUUGAUGAAAAUUUUGAGGCAGGGACGCGGCCCUCGCCGACUGUAAAACAGAUUAUACACAAGAAACUGUCAAAAUGUCGAUGCUCAGGGACUUGUUUGAAGGGGUUUAUUUAUUCGUUGUUCCCGUUUAUAAGUAUUAUGAAGAACUACAACAUCAGACAAGAUAUAACCGGAGAUAUUGUCUCGGGGCUGACAGUCGGAAUUAUGCAUAUCCCACAAGGUAUGGCUUAUGGUAUGUUGACAACUCUGCCACCUGUAUAUGGAUUGUACAUGUCAUUCUUCCCUGUUCUUCUCUACUUUUUAUUUGGAUCCAGCAAACAUGUCUCUAUGGGUACCUUUGCUGUAGCAUGCUUAAUGAUUGGAUCUGCUGUUUCCAAGGGGAUGGACAGUCUGGGAGAAGACUUCCUGUCAUCUAAACCAGUUGUACUUUCAUCAGAGAACCAGACACAAGUCGUGCUGAAUGAGACUUUUGGAAAUUUUACAGGCAACCAGUCUGAAACAACAACAAGAAAGUCAAUAUCAACAGCAGACGACACAUCAGAGAUGUCACCAGAGGAGCUUGAUCUACGGCUUCAGUUUGCUAUGUCUGUUACAUUUAUGGUCGGAGUCAUUCAGCUGAUAAUGGGUGUUUUCCGACUGGGUUUUAUCACAGUCUACCUCUCAGAUCCACUAAUAAGUGGCUUCACAACUGGAGCAGCUUGUCAUGUCUUCACAAGUCAAAUCAAACAUGUGUUUGGUGUAUCAACUGAGAGAUACAGUGGUGUGUUUAAACUUGUAUAUACAUACCGAGAUUUUUUCACCAACAUUGAGACAACAAAUAUAGUCACGUUGCUCCUGUCUGUUGUUUGUAUAGCAGUGUUGUAUUGUACAGGUAGAUUCAUCAACCAGAAUCCAAAACUUAAACCAAAGAUGUUCAUGCCCGUACCCAUUGAACUGAUUGUUGUGGUACUUGGAACAGUGGUCUCAUAUGCACUGGACUUAGAGCACACCCAUGAAGUUAUUGUUGUCUCAGAUAUUCCCACUGGUUUACCAGUGCCAAAUACAAAAUGUUUUACUCGUAUUUCAUCCGUAAUCUCAGAUGCUAUAGCAUUAGCUAUUGUCAUAUUUGCCAUAUCUAUAUCCAUGGGAAAACUGCUUGCCAAGAAACAUGACUAUGAAGUGGAUGCUAAUCAGGAACUGAUGGCUUAUGGUAUAUCAACUGUAGUUUCCUCUUUCCUGUCGUCUGCUGCGCCAUCUGCUUCAUUGUCCAGAAGUCUGGUACAGGAGAGAGUGGGAGGUAAAACCCAGGUUGCUGGUUUGGUAUCCUGUUGUCUCCUACUAGUUGUAUUGCUGGCUAUAGGACCUUACUUUAGAACAUUACCUAAUAGUGUUCUAGCCUCUAUUAUCAUUGUUGCCCUGCGAGGGAUGUUCCUACAGGUCCUUGAUCUUAAGAAGCUGUGGCGAGUUUCAUUGAUAGAUUUUUUUGUGUGGAUUGUGGCGUUUGUGAGUACAGUAUUGUUGGAUGUUGACCUUGGAUUGGGAGCUGCUGUUGUCUUCAAUCUUAUAACUGUCGUCUGCAGAAGUCAAAAACCAUAUGCCUGUUUGCUAGGACAGAUGCCUGGAACAGAUAUAUAUAGGGACAUGAAUAUUUACCAGGAGGCAAGAGAAAUUGAUGGUUUAAAGAUCUUCAGGUUUGAGCAAUCUCUAUUCUUUGUGAACAUAGAACACUUUAGAACACAUCUCUACAAGAAAACUAUUAAUCCAAGGACAUUAAAGAUUGCCCAGAAGAAGAGAGAGGCAAAGCUAGAGAAAAUGAAGAAAAAGGACAUUAUGAUUGUCGGAGAAGUGGUACCUGAUGUUAGUAUACCAGCUGAUACAUUUGACAUGGAGAUUGACAGUAGUGGCUCAGUGAAGAUUCCAAUAGAACAGAAACCUAAAACACCAAUAGAUGUGGACUUUCAUACCAUCAUCUUUGACUGCUCACCAUGGAGUUUUGUGGACUCUAUGGGGGUGAAAGUUCUUACCUCAAUCAUUGGUGAAUACAAAGCUGUUGGGGUCAAAGUUAUUCUGGCCAAUUGCAAAGGUGGAAUCCGAGAGAUGUUUGAAAAAACAAAGUUUUAUGACACCUUAGACCAUUCCAAUAUUUAUGUUUCACUACAUGAUGCAGUGGUUAAAGCACUUCACAUUGAAACUCCAGUUUAUACAUCACAGGAAGAUGCAGCCUCAGAACAUGGCACAAGUAUGGCAGAUAAAGAUGACUCUGUAGAGGAUUAUAAUUUGGACUUUAUUGAUGAUGAGUCAGUGAAAGGGAGAAGGAAACAGGGAUCUAAAAGUAGCUCAACCCAAGCAUGAUCAGCUGUAAUAUAUGAGUAUGUACAGGAGGCAGUGUCACUUAACCAGUGGGAAUUAUAAACCAGCUGAAUGUAUCAAAAAUUAAUGUAUCUUAAAGUUGAACUUUACACCUUAUAUAAUACAGGGGAAGUAAUUCAUAAACCAGCUGAUUGUAUCAAAUUGUAGCUUAAAGUUGAAUCUUACACCUUAUAAUACAGGGGAAGUAAUUCAUUUAACAUUUGUGUUUGCAAGUUAUUAGUGGAAUAAGAACUAUUGAUGACAUAGGAAUAUAUGGACAUAUGGCUUAAGGAAAUUUAUUGCAGCUAAAUAUUGUAAUGUUUACUUGACAGAAUAUAUAAGUAUUGUAGGAGGAAAUUAAACAUGUUUGAAUAAAUCAUCAUAUUUCUGAUACCUUAUGAAUGAACAUGGAGAAGUUAUUCACAUCUAAACAUAUCAACUCAUUGUUGGCAAAGAUAUUAGAUAUGAUGGCGAUGUGUCAUAUAGUACUAAUUUGAUGAAUGGCAUAAACUUUGCUGCUGAACAUUUAUUUGUUACUAUGGUAAUAUUGUUUCUAGGUAGGUUGAGUUACUGUGUUUUAAAAGUGUUUACAAAAGUAUAGUGCAAAUAAGCAUUUGUUAGAUACUACUAUUACAAGCAUUGCCUUCUUUGAUCAGAACAAUAGUUUUGCAUAUCCUUAUUAUACAUUAUUAUACAUGUAGAUGAGUAUUUUUAAACAGUA